Molecule: messenger RNA, 618 nt
Organism: Symbiodinium natans
Lineage: Eukaryota; Dinophyceae; Suessiales; Symbiodiniaceae
Source: the annotation of a GenBank genome assembly
AUGGUGCCUGAGAUCAUGGAUGGUCACAACAUUGUUGACUUCGUGGAUCCGGAUAUCGACCGGAAGCUCCAGGAACUCGAGCGGGAAGAGGCCCUCCUCAUGGCUGAGUCGAGCCUGGUCAACGAUGACCAGGUCAUCGGCGAGUACCAGAAAGUCCAAACUGUUCUGGACGAAGUCCACAGCAGGAUGCGACAGAAGCGGCUCGAGAGGAAGCUGAACAAGUCCAAGAAUGGGCUGCCGACUAUGAGGAAGGGCCGCAAGAGUGCUGAGGAGGUGGAAGAGAAGCUCACAGACCUCGGCUUAGAUGCCUCCAAGGUGCGUGGGCGUUCUGCCUCACGAACACGUGCGGCAUCCUUGUUGCGCAAGCGAAAGCGAACAGCUUCAGCUGGUGGUGACGAGGAGGGCGAACGCACGGCUUCAGCUCGUGCGCGCAGCAGGAGCAGACUGGGCCUGCCCAAUGAGGAGACCGCCCAGGUUGUGGAGAAGAGGCGGCGCAAGACCAUGAGACAGUUCAACAAGAAGGGCAAUAAGGGCGAGGCGGACAGGUGGGUCCCUGAUCUGAAGCCGAAGCAUUUGUAUUCCGGAAAGCGCGGCAUCGGAAAGACCGAUCGGCGCUGA